GCCUGGAGGCGAGGAGAGUUGCCUGACCCUGGGGUUGUGCAGGGCGGGAGGAUCAGUCACCCCCAGCCUUCCCCAGGCUCGGCGGGAUGGACUCGGCAUUACCUGAUCAAGAAAGCAGCCUCAAGUCAAGGUCUCCUUCAGUGAGGAGUACACCCCGGCUGCUCCCCCAAGGCCUUUUGCGCGCGUGUAGCCAGGCUGUGAGCCUUGGGGAGACGCAAGCCAGCGGAAGGAAAGAAAGAAGGGACGCCAGUAAAAGCCCACGUUUAUUCGCGCUCUUGAGCGCCUUAUAGGUUAAACCUUCCAAGCACUUCUGUGAUCAAAGCCACAUAAUGUCAGUAGUUCGUUCAUCCGUCCAUGCCAAAUGGAUCGUGGGGAAGGUGAUUGGAACAGCAAUGCAAAAAACAGCUAAAGUGAGAGUGACCAGGCUUGUUUUGGAUCCCUAUUUAUUAAAGUAUUUUAAUAAACGAAAAACCUACUUUGCCCAUGAUGCUCUUCAGCAGUGCACAGUUGGGGAUAUCGUGCUUCUCAAAGCUCUACCUGUGCCACGAACAAAGCAUGUGAAACAUGAACUGGCCGAAAUCAUUUUCAAAGUCGGACAAGUCAUAGAUCCAGUGACCGGAAAACCCUGUGCAGGAACUACCUACCUGGAAAGCCCAGUCAGCUUGGAAACCACCUGCCAAACUGAAAAUCUAGAAGAACUGAAUAGCUCUUCAGCACAGUGAAGGAAGAUUAGAAGGAGCCAAAGGGAAAGAUUUAUAAGUUUGCCUUAUAGAAAAAGAAAUGUUUCUAAAUUUCAUUACAAACUGUCCAGUUUCUCUUCUGGUAUUUAUGGAAUAGCUAAAAGGAAAUGAAGUAAAGGCCUUGUUAGAAUUUUCCAUGAGUUUAAGGCCAUGUUUGAAAUUUCCUUUUCAUUGGACAUACUUACCUCUUACAGGAAGUAUACCUAGUAAUCCCCUGCAUUGUUUUGUAAGCUCGCUGUUUUAGAAGAUGUAUCUUUUUUUUCAUUCAACGGAAUCUGGAAUUUAUCUUAGAAUCUUUAUUUGGGGAGGAAAAAACCUUUUGAUAUCUUAAAACAGAGAAGACCGCCAAAAAUCAGUGAAUAUUUAUUUUUGGUGGUAUAUAUUAAAAGUUAAUUAAAAAUUGUUUCUUUGAUUUAACCAGUUACAAAUGGAAAUAAUCAACAGUCUGAUUGGGGUCAGACCUUAUCAGAUUAAAUAGUAAGAAUGUUGACAUAUGAAAAAUAAAACUUGAAAAUUCUGUGUCACUUUUUCUUUUAUCCUGUAUUCUAGAGUAUAUUCAAUAGGACUGAGUUAAUAAAAUCUGAUAGUGAUGAAAUUGUAGAGUUCCUCAUACUGUGCAUUUGAGUUGGAGAGUUUGAGUUUUGUUGCUGUUUAUUAAUAAACUAUGAACCUAGAUUUUGA
Messenger RNA from Hyaena hyaena (striped hyena), 1421 nucleotides. RefSeq names its product mitochondrial ribosomal protein S17 (gene MRPS17). The transcript is spliced from 3 exons. Gene Ontology annotation, cellular component: ribosome; mitochondrial small ribosomal subunit. The coding region runs from base 330 to 722 and encodes 130 amino acids. Lineage: Eukaryota; Metazoa; Chordata; Mammalia; Carnivora; Hyaenidae. Gene Ontology annotation, biological process: mitochondrial translation. The record is from RefSeq and is a predicted model, not a curated record. Gene Ontology annotation, molecular function: structural constituent of ribosome.